Molecule: messenger RNA, 1160 nt
Organism: Dendroctonus ponderosae (mountain pine beetle)
Lineage: Eukaryota; Metazoa; Arthropoda; Insecta; Coleoptera; Curculionidae
Product: mitochondrial import inner membrane translocase subunit Tim21
Exons: 4
Coding region: 197-850 (217 amino acids)
Biological process (GO): protein import into mitochondrial matrix
Cellular component (GO): TIM23 mitochondrial import inner membrane translocase complex
Source: RefSeq, a predicted model, not a curated record
ACCAUAGAUUAACUAAGUAUUACACCCAGCUUGACAAGGAAAACCGUCCGUAAAACAUCUUCUAUCUCGAGUUGAAGGUGUCACAUCCGAAGGUGAAAAGAGGAAUUGAAAGUCCCCUAACCUUAAUUUAAAAACAUUUUUCGAUUGCAAAUGUAAAACAAUAUCACAACAAUAUCUUACUCUCAACUCAGCCGCGAUGAUUCUUCUAUGGGGCCCCACUACAGCACUUCGCCUUUAUAGAAACCGAUUUAAUAACGUUUUCUCGCUUGUCUCUCUCUAUUCGGCUAGAAGAUACAGUAAAAAUACUCUAACUCCUUCAGGAAGUUCACAAAAGUUUCAAGUAGACACAAAUGUGAAACCUUUGUCCGAAAAGGUUAAGGAAACUACCAAGACAACUUCAUAUUUUGCUAUAAUAUUAGUUGGUCUUGGAAUAACUGGAGGAUUAGUUUACACUGUUUUUAAUGAGUUAUUUUCCGGUAAAAGUCCUAAUAAUAUUUAUUCGAAGGCAGCCACGAGGUGUAUUGAGUUCCCACAGGUCUCAGACAAAUUGGGGUAUCCAAUAAGUGCCUUUGGGGAAGAAACAAGACGAGGUAGGAGACAACAUGUAAGUCAUGGCUUUUACCUGGACAAAGAGGGUCAUAAACAUAUUAGAAUGAAAUUUCACUUAAAAGGCACUGCACACUCUGGUACUGCCCACUUAGAUAUGGUAGAGACCGACUCAGGAAACUAUGAGUACCGAUUCCUAUUCGUGGAAGUGGACGAUAUGUUUAAAACUGUUAUUGUAAUCGAAGACAACCGGAAUAAGAUGCGUUCUAGCAUCCAAUCUUCCGACUUUGACCUGCAGCUUUAAAUAAAUGAAACUGUUUUUCUAGGAAUUACUUAUUUAUUUUCUAUCCUUGUAAAAAAGAACCAAAUUGUUCAUAAAUAUGUAACUUUCUAUUUUAGAUACUAGCCACGCUGUUAUGAUGUAAAUAGCUAUAUAUUGGAUCCAUGCAAAUUUGCAUACCUGCCAUAGGUUUGGCGUGUAAUAUAUUUUGUGUUUGGGAUAUUUGAGAUUUAGAUUAAGUCCAAAAGAUGUGGCUUUGACUGAACCAUACGUUGUUAUCGGAUUUGUGAGGGUAGUUUUUACUAAAAUAAAGAAUCAAAUGAAAGCAAUUCUA